Messenger RNA from Geodia barretti, 1671 nucleotides. The record is from the annotation of a GenBank genome assembly. Lineage: Eukaryota; Metazoa; Porifera; Demospongiae; Tetractinellida; Geodiidae.
UUACGUGAAGGAAUCGGAGCUGCUCAGCUUCUUCGUCUACGACACCAGGCUAGGUCUCAAGGAAGGAACAGUACGUACAGCAAGCCAUCUCUCCUCCACUCGCGUACUGCUAUCUUUCUGUUCAGGAGGAGCAGAAGAUACUCUAUUACCACCCGGAUAACGAGUCAGUGAACAAGAAAGUUCGGAAUGUAGGACUGUGCGAGGCUCUGGUCAACUUUACCAAGACCUUCAACCCCGACCGGCCGUGUCAGGCCGUCCACACGGACAGAAAGAGGCAGGUUUUCCUUGAACCAGAGCCAGAGAUAUGGACUGUCAUGACAGUAAGUAUUCCAUGGGUGGAGCAGGUGAACAAUGGAGAGAGGACCGUGCAGUACAUUCAAGACUAUGUGCAAGACGAAGUACUUGAAACAGCUCUGCAACGCUCUUACUCUAUGUUCAAGCUCUUCCAUGGUUCAUACACCGAUGUAUGCAACCAGGCAGGACAAGAGGGUUUAAGGGCAAGACUGCAGAGAUUCUAUUCUCGAUACCUCCAGACAAUAGAUGUUGACAAAUUGGACAUAUUCAGCAUCUUUCAAGGGAUGCAGUUCCUACCAUUAGACAAGUACAUGUACCUCAAGGCACACUGUUUCGUGAACCUCGUCGAAACCACGUACAGAAACAUUCAACGUACUGUUUUCCUCUAUGGAGAUCAGCUGGUCUGGAGUGGGCUAGGUCAAGAAGACAUCCAGAUCUUCUACCAGUACCUGCUGACAUGGCUGUUUCCCAACUGGGCCUCUGAGAACCCUGCCCUCGUGGCUUCACUGAACCCUCUCUCCCAACACUCGUCACUCUCCCUCUCCUCCCCUCCCAUCUCCUCCUCCCUCCCUGCCUCACACCCCUCCAUCGCCCUCACUAAUGUCACAGGACCUGGGGGUUUCAUACUGGGUCAGCCUGGUACCGGAGACCAAAGGAAGAGUCCGUGGGUCUAUGUGACGGUCGACGGCCUCCUUCAGGGCUGCAAGCUCUUUGUCUUCAAUGUUGGGAGUGCCACCAUGUGCUUCUUUGUCAAAUCUCUGGGGAAGAACUCGCCCUCGGCCGACUUCUGCAAGAAGCUGGGGACUUUUCUCAAUCCUAGACUCUCUCAAAUAUCCAGAGAAAUUGCCGAUUUUAUUGCCAAGUCCAAGACCCCCAGUACAGAGCAGCUGUACAAGUAUGUCUACUUCAAUGAGAUGAACCUGGCAGUCAAGUCGAGCCGGAGCUCCCGCCGCAGCCCCUCCCCUUCCCACCACAUCUCCCCCGAGGCCAUGAGAAUCAUCAUCGACCUCAACAGAGAGUACAACGAACUGGAUGAGGGCGAGACAAUUAUGAGGACAUUGAGUGAUUUCUGGGUCGUAUGUCGCAAGUCCGGCCACCGAAGAUUCUUCGUCAUUCUCACUCAGAAAAAUGCCAACUUUGCCGAGAUUAACGAGGAGGUCCGGAAGUUGUGUCAGAGGGAAUUCACAAACAUCUUCUUUCUUGACUAACACACCGACAUUCAUUAGCCACUUUAACUCUCUGUGUGUGUGUGUGUGUGUGUGCGCCGUGUAAAGUCUAAACUUUACAGACCGUCAGCUUUUGCAGCUGUAUAUACAUACCCUCCUGUAUACUUUUCGGAGCAUAAACGUGAGACUUACUAUAGUCUGAACUUUAAAC